Ceratotherium simum simum (southern white rhinoceros) is the source of this 1441-nucleotide messenger RNA. RefSeq names its product chitinase 3 like 2 (gene CHI3L2). Lineage: Eukaryota; Metazoa; Chordata; Mammalia; Perissodactyla; Rhinocerotidae. Gene Ontology annotation, biological process: carbohydrate metabolic process; chitin catabolic process. Gene Ontology annotation, cellular component: extracellular region. The record is from RefSeq and is a predicted model, not a curated record. Gene Ontology annotation, molecular function: chitin binding.
CUCACUGCUACAGUCUGAGACAGAAGAACCAGGUUUAGCUCAACAGAUUUCUUUUCCCACCCAUCUCUUACAGGUUUAGCGGUCUUGCUACUUCUUCAGGGAGGAUAUGCCUACAAACUAGUUUGCUACUUCACCAACUGGUCGCAGAACCGGCAGGAACCAGGAAAGUUCACCCCUGAGAACAUUGACCCCUUCCUAUGUUCUCACCUCAUCUACUCAUUCGCCAGCAUCAGUAAAAACAAGGUCAUCAUGAAGGACAAGAAUGAUGCGAUGCUUUACCAGACCAUCAACAGUCUCAAAAUGAAGAAUCCCAAACUGAAAAUUCUCUUGUCCAUUGGAGGGUACCUGUUUGGUUCCAAAGGGUUCCAUCCCAUGGUUGAUUCUUCUACAUCACGCUUGAAGUUUAUCAACUCUGUAAUCCUGUUUCUGAGGAACCAUAACUUUGAUGGGCUGGAUAUAAGCUGGAUCUACCCAGAUCUGAAAGAUAACACUCAUUUCACUGUACUGAUUCAAGAGUUAGCAGAAUCCUUUCAAAAGGAUUUUGUAAAAUCCACCAAAGAAAGGCUUCUCUUGACUGCAGGAGUGUCUGCAGGGAGGCAGAUGAUUGAUAACAGCUAUCAGAUCAAGAAAUUGGCAAAAGAACUGGAUUUCAUCAACCUCCUGUCCUUUGACUUCCAUGGGUCUUGGGAAAAGCCUCUUGUCACUGGCCACAACAGCCCUCUGAGAAAGGGGCAGCUAGACAGAAGGACAAGCUCCUACUACAAUGUGGAAUACGCCGUGGAAUACUGGAUAAAUAAGGGAAUGCCUGCGGAGAAGGUGAUCAUGGGCAUCCCCAUGUAUGGACGCUCCUUCACACUGGCCUCUGCAGAAACUGCGUUGGGGGCCCCCGCCUCUGGGCCUGGAGCUGCUGGCCCCAUCACCAAGUCUUCAGGCUUCCUGGCCUAUUACGAGAUCUGCCAGUUCCUGCAAGGAGCCAAGAUCACAAGGCUCCAGGAUCAGCAGGUUCCCUAUGCAGUCAAGGGGAACCAGUGGGUGGGCUAUGAUGACAUGAAGAGUGUGGAGAACAAGGUUCAGUUCCUAAAGAAUUUAAACCUAGGAGGGGCCAUGAUCUGGUCUAUUGACUUGGAUGACUUUACUGGCAAAUCCUGCAGCAAGGGCUCCUACCCCCUUGUCCAAACUGUCAAGAGAAACCUUGGCUCCCUAUGAAGGUAACAGAGUCCAGGACGGGCUGGGGGUGGGAGGAGAGCUGGGCAGAGUGGGACACAGGGACUGGGGGGAGAUCAUCUUCACAUAUUUGGACUGAUCCUUUCUUAUACUCCUGUGGACCUUCUGUCUUGUUUUAUUUAGGCCGGUUCUGUCCUUUUGGUGGGCUUCCCACAGACUUUUAAAAUAACAACAACAAUAAUUUUGACUACCAUUUAUUGAGCACAGUCUGAGCUAA